GAGUACAGGGAGUGAAUUCGAGAAGAGAAAGGAAGACGAGCUGACAUUUUUUUCUGUUGGGACUGACUUAUGAUUAAAAGCCUCUGAGGACAGUUGAUAAUGAGUGGCUCACCCCUGCUUGCACAGUCUGUUCUUCCAACCCCACUGAAGUGCCCCAGUUGCCACCAGGCUGGGGCCAGAAAGGUCAAAGGUCAGUGUGCUGUGUGUAAGCGCUGCUCCGAGACCCUGCGCCGUGUCUACCAGUUCUGCUGGGCCUGUGGGAGGGAGUGGCACCAGUCAGGAGGAACCCUGGAGGGCCAAGGGGUCCAUUUCUCCUGCCCUCUGCCAGGCUGUGCCCUCAGGGCUGCCCUCCUCUCCCCAGAGGUCAUUGUUGAUCCAAGCAGUUCAGCCCAGGGAUGCCCCUUCUUCAGGGCCUGUCCUCACUGUAAGGCCAUCCUCACUCACACUGGAGAGGGAUGCCCCAAUAUCAUCUGUCCACACUGCCAAAAGGAGUUCUGCUUCCGCUGCUUGAAGGAGGAGUGCUAUGAUUAUGAAGAGGAAGAUGAUGAUGAUUUUGAGUAUCCUUUACCAUGCACUGUGGUGGACAACAGUCAGUCUCUCAGAGAGUUGGAACUGUAGGGGCUAUGCAACGGUCUGUAGAACAUAUUUUACGGCCUCAUUCAUUACCACUUGCAAAAGGAAAUCAUCUUGAUUGUAAUUACUAUUGGAAUUAUUACAUUAGUUCUAUGGUACAAAGACAUCAUAUUGCUAUGCUGCAUUGCUUCUGUAUAGUUAAAUGCAAUCUGUCUAAUACUCAAGUAAAAGAUAAAUAAAGCCAGAAGUUAUCAUUUGUGUUUUCACACCAGUGGCGUGUAUUCAUGGAUGCCAAGGGAAGCCAGGCCCCCCCCCCCAAAAAAAAUUAAAAUAAAUAAACAUAUAAAAU
Oncorhynchus mykiss (rainbow trout) is the source of this 922-nucleotide messenger RNA. RefSeq names its product putative E3 ubiquitin-protein ligase RNF144A. The record is from RefSeq and is a predicted model, not a curated record. Lineage: Eukaryota; Metazoa; Chordata; Actinopteri; Salmoniformes; Salmonidae.